GGCAAAUCCAAGAUCGGCGGGUCAGAUACAGCCCCCUCCCAUGCGGGGCUCACGGUCUGAGGGGAAGGAGAACAGGUAUUGAAUCAGGUAUCGAACGAGGUAUUUACAAUCAAUCGAUCGGAUUUACGGAGCGCUGGACUGAUGAGGAAACUGAGGCCCAGACAAGCGAAGUGACUUGCCCAAGUUCACGCAGCCAGCAACCGACGGAGCCGGGGAUGAGAACCCAGGCCGUCUGACUCCCGGGCCCGGGAUCUUCCCACCAGACGACCCUGGCUGUCCAGGAGACGCCGCUCCCAGCCGUUCGGGCGGGGUCCGGCUGGCAAGGGGGGCCGGGGGAGCCGCCGGAAGCCGGCGGCCAUGGCCUCGGACCUGCUGGAGUCUCUGGACGAGGAAGUGACCUGCCCCGUCUGCCUCGGCUACCUGAACGACCCCGUCACCGUCGACUGUGGACACGUCUUCUGCCGGGCGUGCGCCACUGGGGUCUGCGAGCGCAGGGGCCCCCGCUCGGGUCCGGGCCCCGUCUGCCCGCUCUGCCAGGUGAGGAUCCGGCGGGAGAACUUCAGGCCCGCGUGGCAGGUGGCCAGCCUGGUCAGGAACAUUCAGAGAGGGAGGCAGAGGCUGGCCUCCGUUGCCUCCGCCACCGCGGGGGAGGGGCCCGGCCCACUGCAUUUCCGCUGCGAGGACGACGGGCAGCUGCUGUGCGUGGUCUGCAGGGAGUCCCGGGAGCACCGGUCCCACGAGGUGACCGUCAUCGAGGAGGCCGCCCAAACCUACCGGAAGGGUAUCUUGCACCAGGUGCAGUUGAUAAAGAAGGAGAGAGAAGAGAUCGUGAGCUCUCGUUCUGCAAGAGAAAAGAAGAUUCGGGCCAUGCUGGACCUGACGGAAGCGGAGAGGCGGAAGGUGGUAUCCGAGUUUGAGCAGAUGCGUCGGUUCCUGGAGGAGAGGGAACGCCUUCUGUUGGCGAGGCUGGACGGGCUGGAUGGGGAGAUCCGGAACAGGUGGGCGGAAUUCGUGGCCACGGUCUCCGUGGAGAUAGCCCAGCUCGAGGCCCUGGUCGACCAGCUGGAGAAGAAGGGCCUCCAGGAGGAGACGGAGCGGAGACUGCAGGACGUCAAGGAAAACGUGAGCAGGUUCCAGAGGGAACGGCCCCGGGACCUGGAUUCCGUUUCCCUGGCUGCCGGGCAAAAGAUAAGUGACUUCUCCCGGAAAACUCUCUCCCUGCAGAAGAUCCUGAGGGAAUUCCAAGGAAAGCUGCUCCAGGAACUGGAGUCGGACCCAGAGAGCAUCACGCUGGACGCGGACACGGCCAACGGGCGGCUGGAGGUGUCCGCGGACGGGAAGCGCGUGACCCGCGUGGAGCGGGCCCGGCCCGUCUCGGACCUGGCCAAGCGCUUUGACUACAGGCCCUGCGUGCUGGCCCGUGAGGGGUUCUCGGCCGGGCGGCACCGCUGGGAGGUGACCCUGGAGCUGGCGGCCCGGGGCUCGGGGGCCGUGGGGGUGGCCCGGGAAGCCGUGGAGAGGAAGGGGGAGUUCACCAUUGCCCCCCAGCAGGGCAUCUGGGCCCUGGACUUCUCCUCCCCGUCCGUCAGCCCGCACCCUCCUCCCUCGUCUUCCUCCUCCUCGUCCUCCUCGUCCUCCUUCUCGUCGUCCUCGGCCAGCCUGGCUCAGUGCGUCUCCCACCAGAGGGUGGGCGUAUCCCUGGACUACGAGAGGGGCUGGAUCACCUUCUCCAACCCCGACACCCGCUCCCCGAUCUGUACCUUCUCAGCCUCCUUCUCGGGGAAGAUCUUCCCCUUUUUCGGGCUGUGGGGAAGCGGCAGUCGGCUCACCGUGAGCUGA
Molecule: messenger RNA, 1839 nt
Organism: Ornithorhynchus anatinus (platypus)
Lineage: Eukaryota; Metazoa; Chordata; Mammalia; Monotremata; Ornithorhynchidae
Product: tripartite motif-containing protein 10-like
Exons: 8
Coding region: 358-1839 (493 amino acids)
Molecular function (GO): zinc ion binding; protein binding
Source: RefSeq, a predicted model, not a curated record